GAUGGCGUGAAUCGCGGUGCGGAGAGCUUCUAUCGCCAUCUCCCUUUGAAAAAUAUGAGAUGUGACCUGGAUCCUUCGCGGAUAGCGGUCUGGUGGUCCACGAAACACGUAGGCUCCGAAUCUAUUUCCUCUUUUUCUUUCCUGAGUCGGUUUUCUUUCUGGUAG
Molecule: messenger RNA, 165 nt
Organism: Guyanagaster necrorhizus
Lineage: Eukaryota; Fungi; Basidiomycota; Agaricomycetes; Agaricales; Physalacriaceae
Exons: 1
Source: RefSeq, a predicted model, not a curated record